Messenger RNA from Perca fluviatilis (European perch), 1804 nucleotides. RefSeq names its product low affinity immunoglobulin gamma Fc region receptor II-like. NCBI's taxonomy places the organism in Eukaryota, Metazoa, Chordata, Actinopteri, Perciformes, Percidae. The transcript has 9 exons. Gene Ontology annotation, biological process: cell surface receptor signaling pathway. The record is from RefSeq and is a predicted model, not a curated record. The coding region runs from base 91 to 1104 and encodes 337 amino acids. Gene Ontology annotation, molecular function: transmembrane signaling receptor activity.
UGAGUGACACGUGACGAGGAAGGAGGUGGGCUGUACUCGGUGUGUCUGCUUAGACGCUAAUGUGCUGAUCUCAGAUGACCAACAUUUCAAAUGGAGGAAUCAUCUCUACAGCUGCUGCUGGUUCUGAUCUCACUGCUGAUCUGCACAACCAACCAAGCCUCUCUGACUGUGAGUCCCAGCAGAUCUCAGAUGUUUAAAGAACAGUCUGUUACUCUGAGCUGUGAAGAGGACGACAGCUCUGCUGGAUGGACUCUGAGGAGGAACACAACCAGAGAAACCAGAGCUGAGUGUAAAGACUGGGGAGGAAUAUCUGCUGGUUCUUCCUGUAACAUCAGCUACAUGGCCCCAUCGGACAGUGGAGUGUACUGGUGUGAGUCCAGAGAGGGAGCAACCAGUAACAGCAUCAACAUCACUGUCACUGGUGGACCAAUGAUCCUGCAGAGUCCUGUCCUCCCUGUGAUGGAGGGAGAAGACCUCACUCUGACCUGUAAAACAAAGACGUCCUCCAACCUCCCAGCUGGUUUCUAUAAAGAUGGCUCCUUCAUCAGGACUGAGCCUGCAGGUCACAUGACCAUCCACCAUGUUUCCAGGUCUGAUGAAGGCCUCUACAAGUGUAACAUCAGCAGUGUUGGAGAGUCUCCACCCAGCUGGGUCUCUGUCACAGAGAAAUCCACGACUACAACCUCCACCACCUCUGGCUUUGUGUUGUCUGCCAUUUCAGUCAGUGUUCUGGUUCUCCUGGUUCUACUCGUUCUCCUGGUGAUACGAUGCAAACCUAGAGCUGCUCAAGCUGAAGCUGGAGAUGAUGAUGUCACAUACAGUGAUGUCACCAUAUCACGUAACCUGCAGCAUCCAAUCAGACGGAGCAGAGAGAGUGAUACUGCUGCAAUCUACUCCAGGGUGAGAACAGAAGACGUCUGUUACGGACAAAUAGUGAUCAACGACAAGAAAUCAAACAGGAAGAGAGAGAGUGAUCCUGCUGCAAUCUACUCCGGAGUGAGAACAACAGACGUCUGUUAUGGACAAAUAGUGAAGAAAACAAAGAGGAAGAGAGAGCCUCCAGCAGACCCAGAGGUCCUCUACUCCUCACUGAGGAAGACCUGAACCCCAUCACACCAGUCCAACCAGUGGAGUCCAGCUGGCCAAUCACUGGUCCCCAGAGACCCUCACAUCUACAUCUGUACCUGUAUAACAGUCCGGUCAUCCAACCAACUGGCUUUAGAAGUCCCAAGGUCGAGGUACAAACUGUGGGGGGUCACUCUUUUGCUGUUGCUGCCCUGAGACUUUGGAACAUGUUACCACCUGGCAUUCACACCAUUACAGACGUCGCUCUUUUGAAAUCCAAACUUAAAACUUCUUUAUUUAGAAUGGAUUUUAAUGCACAGUAGUGUUGCAGCAUUAUCUCUUUAUUUCUCCUGUUUUUAUGCAACAGUUUCAUAUUUUACUGUAUUCUAUGUUUUACCCUUUUUAUUGUACGGUAUGUUGUUUUAUUCUUGGUCCUUCAAGCACUUUGGAUACCGGUUGGUUGCUGUGAAGCACUAUGAAUAAAUGUUGAUUGAUGUUAAGGUUAAAUGAGAUUAAUGCAGCUACAAAAAGCAUGUUUGCAUUCCUUAGAUGUGUUUCGUUCAAUGCUUCUUAUUUAAGUCAUAGAUUUGUUGCUCUGUAAUUGUUUCAUUACGUUGCACAACAACCAACAAAUAUCUACUAAACAGAGUCUACUGAUAAUAACGAUAUACUGAUUUUGAUAUAUUGUAUUUAUGAGCUUGUUUCUGUGCAGGAUCAAUAAACUCUGGUGUUUCCUCGU